GAAAUCCUUUCCCUGUCUCCUUCUUUUUCUUUUAUUUUUUUUUUUUAUUUCAUUGAGCCUAAUCGUUUUAUUAAUGACUUCAUACCAAAACACGCCUUCUGAUCUUCACGCAACAAAUCGUAAUGGAGUUACUUUAACAAGAGAUGAUUUGUUAAUGCUUGCUCAAGCCGAAUAUGCCAGACAAAUAUGCAAAUAUACAAAGGCUCAAUUAGAGCAAAAGAUACCAAAUCAUACUAGCAUACAUCAAUCAUUAUCAUCUACGACCUCUUCUUCGUCAUCAUCAUCAUCCUAAUAUCGAUUCCCUUUUGUACAUAGUCCUUUACUGUAAAUAGUUCCAGAACUCGAAAAAAAAAAAUAGACGUUGC
Molecule: messenger RNA, 365 nt
Organism: Rhizopus microsporus ATCC 52813
Lineage: Eukaryota; Fungi; Mucoromycota; Mucoromycetes; Mucorales; Rhizopodaceae
Exons: 1
Coding region: 74-292 (72 amino acids)
Source: RefSeq, a predicted model, not a curated record